Phyllotreta striolata is the source of this 2226-nucleotide messenger RNA. The record is from the annotation of a GenBank genome assembly. Lineage: Eukaryota; Metazoa; Arthropoda; Insecta; Coleoptera; Chrysomelidae.
AGCGCAUUUAUUCGCACUUGGCAGGCUAAUAAUAAAAAUGCGGCGCUUUAACGACGACCGCGUUAGUUUCAGUUCAAUUGGACGUGGGUAACGUUCGGUCUUUACCGCUCUAUCUCUGCGAAUUACAUCGUUUUCUAUUCGAAAUAUCAGUAAUGAUACGGGGAUUUCGCGAUUAAAAAGUGUCGAUGAGCAGUCGAAUUUUUGAGAAAUAUUCUCUUGCCUAGCGAAUCCUUGAAACCCUGAAAAAUGGCGAAAGAGGAUAAACGAAACAACCCUUUAACGUGUUGUCAACACAACGAUUCCCUUUCAUCAGUGACCAGCACCAACGAGGCCAAUAUGUCCGAUUUCGAGAACAUUAACAUGAAGCACUUCGAUAACAACAACACCAGAUUCGAAGCCAUUUUAGAGCACAAAUCUAACGUGUUUACCAAGAAACAAGCGGUGGACAUCUCCUUCGAGAACAUCUCCUUCUCGGCGUACUCUUGGAAAUUGUCCAAAUUCAAGAGAGAACAGAAAAAAAUUCUACACGAAGUAUCCGGAAAAUUCAAAUCCGGGGAGUUAUCUGUUAUAAUGGGCCCUUCCGGAGCUGGAAAGAGUACUUUGCUGAACAUCCUAGCAGGAUUUAUAACGCGGGGAAGCACCGGGACGGUGAAAUUGAACGACGUCGAGCGGGACCAGAACCCGCGAUUUAGAAAGCUCUCUGCUUAUAUACCUCAAGAUGAAGAACUGCGAAUGGCUUUGACUCCUAUGGAGGCCAUGACUUUUGCUGCUAACUUGAAACUGGGUUACAACGUUUCUAAUGAUUACAAGACGCAGCAGAUCACGGGAAUCCUGCAAAUGUUGGGUCUAGAUCGAUGCCAAUACACGUUGACAUCCCGUUUAUCCGGAGGUCAGCGGAAGAGAUUAGCUGUUGCACUGGAGUUACUAAGUAAUCCUCCAAUUCUAUUUCUCGACGAACCGACUACAGGGUUGGACAGUUUGUCGUGUUCACAAUGCGUGGCUUUAUUCAAGAAAUUAGCGCAAGAAGGGAGAACUGUAAUAGCGACAAUCCACCAACCAUCAGCCCUGUUAUUCGAUAUGUUCGAUAAUUUGUACGCCCUAUCCGAAGGGCGUUGUAUUUACGAUGGAAAAACCAGUGAUUUAGUUAGUUAUUUAGAAAAGCAGGACUUGAGAUGUCCAGCCUACCACAAUCCAGCCGAUUAUCUAAUCGAAGUCGCAAUUGGGGAACACGGGGCGGACAUUCGCGCUUUGGCAGAGGAGGCUUCCAAACGACAAGAAGCCAAUAGGACGUCUAGUGCUGAUUUUAUUAGUAAAAAAGGUGGAGACGAUUACUCGAGGGAGUUGUUCCCGAAGAAACGGGACCUGUCAGGCGACGAGUCGCGCGUCGGCCCGGCGGCGGUGAUAAUGCAAUUUUUGUUGCUCUACAAAAGGAACUUGUUGACCACCAAACGGUGUUACUGUAUUGCAUUAAACAGGAUUCUAGCGCAUAUUUUUAUUGGAUUUUUGUUCGGUUACUUGUACAGAGAUGUGGGAAAUGGGGCUAAUACCAUUUUAGCGAAUUACGUGUAUUUAUAUGGAACCCUUUUACUUACCGUUUACACUGGAGAAAUGCCAGUUACUUUAUCAUUUCCAUUGGAAAUGAGGAUAUUAUCUAGGGAACACUUUAAUCGAUGGUAUAAGCUCACGCCAUAUUUACUGUCUGUGAUAUUAGUCGAAAUACCUUUUCAGGUCAUUUGCAUAUGGCUGUACAUAGCGAUUUCUUACUGGUUUACCGAUCAACCCUUAGAUUUCCGGUUAGCUCUAUUCGUCAUAUUCGUAACAGCCUGCUCUCUAUGCGCCCAAUCCAUGGGAUACUUUAUAGGCGCAACUACUCCAAUUAAGGUUGCCGUGUUCACCGCGCCCGUGCUGGCCUGUUUCCUGUCGGUUUUCGGCUUCUGCAUCAGGAAGCUGGACACGCCGGUGAUAUUCAAGCCGAUAUUCUUCAUCAGCUACUUCAGGGCCGCCUUCCAGAGCGUCGUCUAUUCGAUCUACGGGCUGAACAGGGAGCAGCUGUACUGCUCCUUCGAAGAGGAUUAUUGCCACUACCAGGACCCGGAGAGCUUCCUCCGGGAAAUGGACAUCGUCGACAUCGAUUUGGUGUCGAAUUUCAUUUUGAUCGUGUGCAUCUUUUGCGUGAUGAACGCGGCAACGUAUCUGACGUUGUGGUUGAGGCUGAACAAGCGAUAG